AUGAAACAACACACAAUCACGCACAUAAUCACAAUCCUACCAUCCACGAGCCUAGAGUCAGGCACUCACCUCGGAUUUGGAUUGAACAAGGGGAAAAAGAAGGUCAUGAUGAACAGUGACGACAGAAAACAACGAAGAACACGACACAGCAGCCACCAGCACGAACCCAAGCCUCAGAUCGACGGCGAACAGCCUCCGAUAGAUCCUCCAAACACCAAAACGCCUCCAAAAAUCUCCUCUCCUCUCAAUUGGCCCACUAAACAACAAAAUCAGGACGAAGAAAGCGGCUGUGCAGGUUUUUAA
Microthlaspi erraticum is the source of this 303-nucleotide messenger RNA. Lineage: Eukaryota; Viridiplantae; Streptophyta; Magnoliopsida; Brassicales; Brassicaceae. The record is from the annotation of a GenBank genome assembly.